AUGAAACUCAAGAUGAGCCUCGAAGAUGAGAAAGAUGUUAUCACGGUGACAUGUUGGAGUGACUCAGACUUCGCGGCAGAUAAGUCCGACCGCAAGUCAAUAACCGGUGGAGUACUUACGGUGAGUGGAGUCAUCGUGCAUUGGAUCUGCAAAAAGCAGACCGGAGUAUCCUUGUCUACCAUGGAGGCCGAGUUUACCUCGGCGUCGCACGUUGGACGAGAGCUGCUGGGAUUGCGAGAAUUGCUGAAGGAGAUUGGACUUCCUGUGACGGAGCCAAUGAGCAUGCUAAUGGACAAUCAAGCAGCAAUCAAGAUGUUAGAGUCUGAAGGAAGCAUGGCGAGUGCGAAGCACGUGGAUGUGCAGAUGAAAUUCAUCUGCGAUUAUGCUAAAAAGGGUAUCGUCAAACCUGAAUUCGUCGAGUCGAAGUUGAUGAAAGCAGACCUGUUGACGAAGACACUGCCGGCGCCAAGGGUCGCGGAGCUACGCGAAUUGUUUAACCUUGUUUGA
Messenger RNA from Peronospora matthiolae, 507 nucleotides. The record is from the annotation of a GenBank genome assembly. Lineage: Eukaryota; Oomycota; Peronosporomycetes; Peronosporales; Peronosporaceae.